Messenger RNA from Nanorana parkeri, 1313 nucleotides. RefSeq names its product alpha-1-antitrypsin-like. Gene Ontology annotation, molecular function: serine-type endopeptidase inhibitor activity. Gene Ontology annotation, biological process: negative regulation of endopeptidase activity. The coding region runs from base 1 to 1287 and encodes 428 amino acids. The transcript has 4 exons. NCBI's taxonomy places the organism in Eukaryota, Metazoa, Chordata, Amphibia, Anura, Dicroglossidae. The record is from RefSeq and is a predicted model, not a curated record.
AUGAAGGUCCUAUUAUACCUUGGUUUCAGUGCGGCUCUACUUUGUUCCAUGGUCUAUGCUGACCACGAGGGGAAGAAACAUGAUCACAAAGAUGAACAUGAUAAUAAAGGUGAUCACCAACACCACGACCACCACCAUGGCCCGCCCGACAAGCACCACCACCAUGCUGAUAAAAGUUUGUCCUGCCACAAAUUAGCAGAUAGCAAUUCCAAAUUUGCCUAUGACCUCUAUAGGCAGAUAGCAGCUGACCAUCCAGAAGAGAAUGUUGUCCUUUCCCCAGUAUGCAUAUCUACAGCAUUGGCAUUCAUGUCCCUCGGCACCAUGGGCAAUACCCACGACCAGAUCAUAGAAGGCAUUGGUUUUAACAUCUCUGAGAUUCCCGAAAAAGAAAUGCAGGAAGGCUUCCACCAUCUGAUGGAAAUGCUAAAUGACGAUGACAGAGAGCUGCAUCUCCAUAGCGGAAACGGCCUUUUCGUAAGCCAGUCGUGGAAAAUCCUUGAUGAAUUUCUCCAAUCAGCUUUGAAAUUAAAGUUGGAAGCUUUCAGUAUCAACUUUGAGGAGAAUGAAGAAGCCAAGAAACAAACCAACAGCUACGUUGAGAAGAAAACAAACGGCAAGAUCGUAGACAUGAUGAGCAGUGUGAACAAGGACGCAGUUUUCGUUCUUGCUAGCUUCAUUUAUUUCAGAGCAAAGUGGGAGAAACCUUUCGAGUCGCAACUUACCAAAGAAAAUGAUUUCCACGUGAAUAAGAAUCUUACUGUGAAGGUGCCUUUCAUGUCCCGGACUGGUAAUUACAAAACGGCAAUCUUGGAUGAAGCCACCGUUGUAUCCGUCCCUUACAAAGGGAACGCCUCUGCCUUAUUCAUCCUACCCAAGGAAGGCAAAAUGAAAGAAGUGGAAUCUAACCUAAGGGACACAGUGAAGAAAUAUAAAAAGUCUUCUCACAUGGAAUUUGUGGAUUUGAGAAUUCCCAAGUUUUCUGUUUCUGGUUCCCUAGACCUUAAAGAGUUACUACCCAAAUUUGGAAUAGUUGAUCUGUUUUCCAACAGCGCUGAUCUUUCUGGAAUCACUGGGGCUCCCAACCUAAAAAUUUCACAGGCUCGGCAUAACGCUAAGAUAAAUGUGGACGAGAAGGGAACAGAGGCUGCUGGGGCCACUGUAAUGGAGGGCAUUCCGAUGAGACUUCCUCUUGUGGUUGAGCUUGACCAUCCAUUCACAUUUGUUGUAUAUGACCACAACACCAAAACAACCCUCUUCAUGGGUAAAGUUGUAAACCCAGCGACUUAACUCUCUGCACACGCCAUCGCUGUGCC